Messenger RNA from Scedosporium apiospermum, 1818 nucleotides. Its product is annotated as putative peptide transporter ptr2. The record is from RefSeq and is a predicted model, not a curated record. Gene Ontology annotation, molecular function: dipeptide transmembrane transporter activity. The transcript has 2 exons. Gene Ontology annotation, biological process: transmembrane transport; oligopeptide transport. NCBI's taxonomy places the organism in Eukaryota, Fungi, Ascomycota, Sordariomycetes, Microascales, Microascaceae. Gene Ontology annotation, cellular component: membrane. The coding region runs from base 1 to 1818 and encodes 605 amino acids.
AUGGCGACCGGUGCGGAUCUUGACAUCGUUGAGGGAACUCAGCGCCCUGCCGGUGCCACAGUCGACCCCGAGAAAAACCGGUCUGCUGAAAAGACCGAGCCCCCACAUUACGCCGAUGAUGCCGAGUCCUUGUCCGGCCCCAACGGCGAGGUCUAUCCUACCGCCGAGGAAACGGAGACUCUUCGCCAUGUUCAUGGAAAAGUGAAUUGGCUAAUCUACACGAUUGGUAUCGUUGAGAUGGCGGAGCGUUUCGCGUACUACGGUACCACCGCCGUCUUCGUCAACUUCAUUGCCAUGCCCCUCCCCGAGGGCUCGACGACUGGCGCCGCUGGCACCGACGGGCAAGCUGGCGCCCUGGGCCUCGGCCAGCAAGUCUCCUUCUCCGUCGUCAUGUUCAAUACGUUCUGGUCAUAUUUCAUGCCUCUUCUCGGUGGGUAUCUGGCGGACACUUAUUGGGGCCGUUACCUGACCAUCCAAUAUGCCAUCGUCAUUGCAAUUAUUGGUCACAUUAUCAUCGUCGUCGCCGCCAUUCCCAGUGUCAUAAGCCAUCCAAAUGGCGCUCUCGGAUGUUUCAUUGUGGGCCUGCUAUUCUUCGGCGCGGGUGUCGGCUGGUUCAAGGCCAACAUUUCCCCGCUUGUCGCCGAGCAGUACGAGUUGACCCAGCCUCGCGCGACUGUCGAAACGCUCCCGUCUGGCGAGCGUGUAAUCGUGGAUCCCGUGAUGACCAUCUCUCGCGUCUACAUGCGCUACUACUUCCUCAUCAACGUCGGUGCUUUGACAGGUCAGAUCUCCAUGGUCUACGCCGAGAAGUACGUCGGCUUCUGGCUCGCUUACCUACUGCCGACCAUUCUUUUCUUCCUCUGCCCAAUUAUCAUGCUCAUCUGCCGCAACAAGUACGCGAAACGCCCCCCGACCGGUUCCGUCCUCGGCAAGUCUAUCGCCCUAGUGACCUACGGCAUUAAGAAGAACGGCAUUGGCGCCUUCAACAAGGAUUACUUCUGGGACAGCAUCCGACCCAGUCAAGUUGCUGACAAACCUUCCUUCAUGACUUUCGACGACGCAUGGGUUGGCGAAGUUCGCCGAGGUUUGAAAGCCUGCGCAGUGUUCCUCUGGUAUCCCAUAUUCUGGCUCGCCUACAACCAAAUGAAUUCGAACCUCGUAAACCAAGCAGGAAGUAUGAGGCUAGGUGGCGUGCCAAAUGACGUCGUAUCGAACUUGAAUCCUUUCGCGCUGCUCAUUCUCAUUCCUGUCUGUGAUAAGUUCGUAUACCCGGCCAUUGCCAAGACUGGGUUCCGCUUCACUCCCAUCAGAAAGAUCACCCUCGGCUUCUUCAUUGCCGCUCUCUCCAUGGCCAUAGCCGCCAUUAUCCAGCACUUCAUCUACGUGCGGUCUCCAUGCGGUUACAAUGCCAACGACCGGGAUUGCUACGACGAACGCGGGCCCCCGGAUAUGAGCGUCUGGAUCCAGACGCCUGCUUACGUACUCAUCGCGCUUUCCGAAGUCAUGGCGUCUAUUACGGGUCUCGAGUACGCCUUCACCAAGGCCCCGCGGAACAUGCGAGGACUCGUUAACGGCGUCUUCUGGUUCGUGCACGCCUUUUCCAGUGCGAUCGCCCAGGCCUUUACUGGUCUCGCUAGGGAUCCGCUACUUGUUUGGCUCUACACUACCGUUGCCAUCAUCUCGACCUGCGGUGGCACGGGCUUUUGGAUUUGCUUCCGCAAGCUGGACAAGGAGGAGGAUGCCCUUAAUGCUCUGCCGGAGUCGACAUAUAUCGGCCGGAACGUGGAAAAGGAACUGGAGAACAAGUCGGUUGCGUAG